Molecule: messenger RNA, 549 nt
Organism: Talaromyces rugulosus
Lineage: Eukaryota; Fungi; Ascomycota; Eurotiomycetes; Eurotiales; Trichocomaceae
Exons: 1
Coding region: 1-549 (182 amino acids)
Biological process (GO): nucleoside metabolic process
Molecular function (GO): catalytic activity
Source: RefSeq, a predicted model, not a curated record
AUGCUGGAUGAAGUGCAUGGAAAUCCACCGCAGCCAUCUACAGACCACAACGUCUAUCAUCUUGGCAGUAUUUCUGGACAUAAUAUUGUUAUUACGGGUAUAACGCAGGCUAGAAAUGUUAUAGCUGCAACUGUUAUAACACAGAUGCAAAUAACUUUUCCCAAUAUCCAUUUUGGCCUAUUAGUUGGCAUUAGAGGUGGUGUCCCAAUUAUAAUCAAAGAAGGAAUAAUUCAACUAGAACAUAUAAUGAUUAGCAAACCAAUAGGGCUUUACUCCAAUACCAUUCAGUACGACCAUAGAAAAGCUAAGACUAAUAAAUUUAUAAGAAUUGGUGCUCUGAUCCCUCCACCUCCAGUUCUUCUCCAAGCUACGCAAGCACUCAAUGUCCAGUGUGUGCGCUCAGACAACAAUCCAUUAUUAAAAAAUAUUCAGCACAUCAACACCACUAAAAAAGGCCUACACCACUUUCAAUUCCCAGGUUUUAAAAGAGACUAUCUUUUUCCGGCCAAGUAUACCCUAUACCCAUGUUCGACCAGGGGAGUCAUAUAA